This is a messenger RNA of Eublepharis macularius, 897 nucleotides long. RefSeq names its product enoyl-CoA delta isomerase 2 (gene ECI2). The transcript is spliced from 8 exons. NCBI's taxonomy places the organism in Eukaryota, Metazoa, Chordata, Lepidosauria, Squamata, Eublepharidae. The record is from RefSeq and is a predicted model, not a curated record. The coding region runs from base 1 to 897 and encodes 298 amino acids.
AUGAAGUGCUUGGAAAAUGAAGUUAAGUCCCGAUGGCCUAACAGAUCUCUAAACAAGAAUGUUAUCAGCCCCGUAUCUGUGGACCCCCAGCCCAGCCUGGUUUCUUGUGGUUCUCCCAUCAAUGAAGUGGUAAGAAAAUAUAAGACCAUUUUGGUAACCACAGAGGAGAAGAUCACAAAGAUAAUGCUGAAUCGCCCAGACAAGAAAAAUGCUAUCAAUCUUGUGAUGUAUGGCGAAAUUAUGCAAGCACUUGACAAAGCUGCCAAGGAUGACUCCACUUUAACUGUUAUAACAGGAUGUGGCGAUUACUUCAGUAGUGGGAAUGAUCUCAACAAUUUUGCUGAAAAUGUAGAUGAGCUAAUGAAAGACAGUGGAAAGUGGCUGGCGAAAUUUAUCCAUAAUUUUGUUGACUUUCCUAAACCACUGGUAGCCAUGGUAAAUGGUCCUGCCAUUGGUAUUGCAGCUACUCUUCUUGGGCUGUGUGAUAUGGUAUAUGCUACAGACAGGGCAACAUUUCACACUCCUUUUAGCCAGCUGGGACUGAGUCCAGAAGGUUGCUCAUCUUAUACUUUCCCUAAGAUAAUGGGAGCAGCUAAGGCAAAUGAGAUGCUUCUCUUCAACAAGAUAAUAACUGCAGAUGAAGCAUAUACCAAGGGACUUGUGACUGAGGUUUUUGCUGACAAUACUUUUCAGGGAGAAGUUUGGACAAGGCUGAAAGCAUAUGCAAAUUUUCCUAAAAAUUCUCUAGCCAUCUCCAAACAGUUAAUGAGAAAUGUGGAUAAAGAAAUUCUACAUGCGGUCAGUUUGCAAGAGAGUAAGCUACUUGUGAAAAGAUUCUUUUCUGAAGAGUGUAUGAGUGGCCUUCAACGUUUCUUCCAGAAGAGAUCAAAACUGUAA